GGAUAUUGUAUAACAGUGACAUCUCACCGUCUGUGACGCUUUGAAAAGGGCUGGAAUUUCCAGGUUUAUGUGGAAAUAUUAAACGAUGGAAUAAAGUCACCGCGUGUUUAGCGAGCGUAAAGUGUGGCCUAGGCGAUGUCUGUAAACACUUAUUGUGAGAACGGUAAAGCACUUGGUGAAGAUACGACAUACAACCAUGGUCUGCCAAGAUGUCUCUUUGAAACCGUUUCUCCUCUGGUCUUUUUACUUCUGAUCAUACUGGCAUGUAUACCUCAACUUGUGAGGCUUGCGUACAAGAGAAGAAUGGCAAAACAACGCUAUGCCUCCAUCCAAGAUGAGUUUGAUCAAUCAAUCGGCGCAACAGCCAAUGAUCUUUUGUUAAAUAAGGAAACGCCUGUUUCUUCUUCAUUUUUGGACAAUCCGGCUAGCUUCAUCUAUGGAGAGAACUAUCGCACUUCCUUUUUGUAUACCUGCCAAUUGUUUUUCCACAUAUGCCAAAUUAUUCUACCCCUGCUGGAUAUUGUCGUGAAAGCCUCAAUGGAGUCUUCUCGUAUACAAGGGGUAACCUUGGUCGGCGAUUUGCUAAUGUUCCUUGUGUGGUUUUUUGCUUACUUCGACACAAUGAUUGAAACGCAGGAUCGUUAUAUAGCCAAGUUAUCAAAGUACUCAACGCCUUUAAUCUUAUUUUGGGGUCUAACGUUCGUUAAAAAUAACCUUGUCUUAAUCUCAUGGAACAACAAUGAAUGGUGGUUCCAUCGAAAAACAUCGGUCGAGGAAGCCGAAUUUGUUCUAUUUUGGCUGAGGUAUUCGUUUUCAGCUUUGAUACUAUUUCUCGGAAUGAAAGCUCCUGGUUUGUACAAAUCAAGCUAUGAGGUCUCGGUCGAGGAUGACGACACCCUCGGAACGCCAUCGGCAGCUGACGGUAGACAAGUAUCAACGUUUAAGGGAGUCAUGAGAAAGCUGAAGAUUUUAUGGCCUUUUCUCUGGCCAAACCGUCGAACGUUGCAACUACGUGUUGUUGUUUGUUUUCUUCUUCUCGCGGGAGGUCGUGCAGUUAAUUUGUUUAUUCCUUUGGUGUAUCGUGAUAUAGUCAAUUACCUAACCCCCGGCAAAGAUGGCCUUGAAGGAAAAACAAAUCCAUUGCAUUUGAUUAUUCUUUAUGUUGUCCUGCGGUUUCUGCAAGGGGGAGGAACAGGUGCACUGGGAAUGCUGAGUAAUAUGCGGUCGUUUCUAUGGAUCAAAAUACAACAAUACACUAGUCGUGCCGUUCAAGUGCGACUGUUUGCUCAUCUACACAGUUUGUCGUUGCGUUGGCAUUUGGGUAGAAAGACAGGAGAAGUAUUGCGAAUGAUAGACCGCGGCAAUACCAGUACUAAUAUUUUGUUAAGUUAUUUGCUCUUCAAUAUCUUUCCUGUUAUCAUUGACAUCAUCAUUGCCAUAAUUUAUUUCAUUCUCGCAUUCAAUGGAUAUUUUGGACUAAUUGUUUUUAUAACCAUGGGUCUCUACAUAGUACUGACAAUUGUUAUCACUGAAUGGCGUACCAAAUACAGACGUGAAAUGAAUGCCAAGGACAACAAAACAAAAGCAAAAGCAGUUGAUUCAUUGUUGAAUUUUGAAACGGUAAAAUAUUAUAAUGCUGAGGAUUAUGAAGUUGGACGAUAUAAUGAAGCAAUUGAAGAUUACCAAGAUAGCGAGUGGCAAUCGAUGGCCAGCCUUAAUCUUAUUAACGUGGUGCAAAAUUUCAUCGUGACAAUUGGUCUGUUAGCUGGGGCAAUUUAUUGUGGCCAUUUAGUCAUUAAUGGAACACUUAAGGUCGGUGAUUUUGUGUUAUUCAUAACGUAUAUCGUUCAAUUGUAUCAGCCACUUAACUAUUUUGGAACUUAUUACAGAUUUAUUCAGCAGUCUUUUAUUGACAUGGAAAAUAUUUUUGAUCUGAUGAAAGAAAAACAGGAGGUUCAAGAUAUUCCAGAUGCUCCACCGCUUAUAGUUGAUGGUGGUAUGAUAAAGUUCAACGAUGUUCAUUUUUCAUACGAAGAUGGAAAAGAAAUCUUAAAAGGAAUAUCUUUUCUUGUUAAACCUGGUGAAACGUUAGCAUUGGUCGGUCCAUCAGGAAGUGGCAAGAGCACCGUUAUUCGUUUACUGUUUCGAUUUUACGAUAUUGACUCAGGGCUAAUUAGCAUCGACGAUCAAGACAUCAGUAAGGUUUCUCAGAAGUCUUUGCGUAAGCACAUUGGAGUUGUCCCACAAGAUACUGUGCUAUUCAAUGACAAUAUCCGAUAUAACAUCCGAUAUGGUAGGGUGGAGGCCUCCGACCAGGAGGUGGAAGAUGCUGCGAAUGCUGCUGAUAUCCAUGUGCGCAUUCUUUCCUUCACGCAACAAUAUGAGACGUUGGUAGGUGAGCGAGGUCUUAAAAUAAGUGGAGGAGAAAAGCAACGUGUUGCUAUCGCAAGAACUAUACUCAAGAACCCGCCAUUAGUUCUUCUCGACGAGGCCACAUCUGCACUAGACACCCAAACUGAAAGGAACAUACAAGCGUCUUUAAGCAGUAUGACCUCAAACAGGACAACAAUAGUUGUUGCGCACAGGCUUUCCACGAUUGUAAAUGCUGACCAGAUUCUAGUUCUUAAGGAUGGUGAGAUUGUGGAAAGAGGGCGACAUCAAGAGCUUUUGGAUCGACAAGGAGUAUAUGCAAAUAUGUGGCAACAGCAGCUAACCGCAGAGCAAAGCGAAGGGGAGGAUAAUCAACAAUAAUCAAAUCAAUUUUAUUUUCAACAAAUUAAUUCUGUAUUAUAAUUCCAUUCGUUUCAUAUUUCAUAAUUUGACAUUAUCGAACUCUAUUCUUUAGUAAACAUGAAACUAUAUUGUAAGCUUGAAAAACGUUUUCCUUUCAAAAUUCAAAAGAUAGUCAGUUUGCAAACUUAUUUUUGUUUCGUAUAUUU
Dendronephthya gigantea is the source of this 2939-nucleotide messenger RNA. RefSeq names its product ATP-binding cassette sub-family B member 6, mitochondrial-like. Gene Ontology annotation, molecular function: heme binding; ATP hydrolysis activity; ATP binding. The coding region runs from base 136 to 2751 and encodes 871 amino acids. Lineage: Eukaryota; Metazoa; Cnidaria; Anthozoa; Malacalcyonacea; Nephtheidae. The transcript has 23 exons. Gene Ontology annotation, biological process: heme transport; transmembrane transport. The record is from RefSeq and is a predicted model, not a curated record. Gene Ontology annotation, cellular component: membrane.